AUGGUCGAAAACAUCGCGAUGAUCGCUUUCUUCACGUUCAUACUGGUAUUCGGUGUGAGUGGUAAUGCGACGGUUGUAAUUGUCUACUUGACGAAUAAGAAAUUGCGUAAACACUUCAUAGCUACGAUAAGUUUGGCGUUAUUUGGAACGUUUGGCUCGAUGUUCUAUUCCAUAAGCCUAUAUCAGUAUUUAAUUGACGAAAACAUGACUGGAAUAACUUGCAAUCUGAUCGGAUUCGCUCUUUCUACACUCGCAGUGGGUACAAUUCAUCAACUGGCACUUCUCUCGUAUGAACGGUACUUGGCGACCGUUCAUCCAUUCACACUUCGAAGAUGCACAAUACAGCAUAAGCUGUUAGCCGUUGCAUUUACAGUUCUGUGUACACUGUGCACUACUAUUCCACCGUUGAUCGGCUGGAGUCGUAAGAUACGCUCAGCUCUUCAAAUUAUCCUCCCUUCAUCGCCAACUUUUGCUAGAUGGAUUGAUGAUGAUCCACAGUGCCCUUUCCUUGGUAAUAGUUCCGUGAGAUCGAAUAUCUCCUUCAAACGGUCCGUCGGAUCCAAUACUUCGGUCCAACAGUCAAUCGGUCACUUUUCUGCGCAAAGAGAUCGGACAUUUCAAAGAAGGCUAACGCGCAUUGUGCUCGCAGCAAUUUUAACGUUUAUGGUCUCGUGGACUCCUUAUGCUAUCUUGGCGGUUAUCUGGCAAUUCGUGGGCAACGAAAUUCCACCGAGGAAAUACAUCCUAACGAGUGUUUGUUUUGCCAAGGCAUCUGUCGUUUGGAACCCAAUCAUUUACGGACUGAACGAUCGACAAUUUCGCGUUCGUUUCAUGAUGUUCGCUCGUUCGAGUAUUCGUUUGGGAUCGUUGAUGGGAAGAGAUGAGAGGCGAUCAGAGGAACACCAUCACACGUUUAUCGAAAGAGGAACGGAAUUAUAA
Anisakis simplex (herring worm) is the source of this 939-nucleotide messenger RNA. Lineage: Eukaryota; Metazoa; Nematoda; Chromadorea; Rhabditida; Anisakidae. The record is from the annotation of a GenBank genome assembly.